Microdochium trichocladiopsis is the source of this 643-nucleotide messenger RNA. RefSeq lists its product as uncharacterized. The record is from RefSeq and is a predicted model, not a curated record. The transcript has a single exon. The coding region runs from base 149 to 598 and encodes 149 amino acids. NCBI's taxonomy places the organism in Eukaryota, Fungi, Ascomycota, Sordariomycetes, Xylariales, Microdochiaceae.
UGGCAGAGUGCCCAAACAACGCAACUGUUCGCAGCUUACAAAACUCAAUCGGCAUCGACGACUCGGGUCCAGGUAACUUGAAAGGACGCAUCCGGAUGGAACACACGCAGAAAGACUAUUCGAUUCGACACAAGGCUCAAGCCCAUAAAUGGAUACCUGGGUUCUGCAGGCAGUGGACCAGGGACAGGGCGAGAGCCUGAGCAGCCAAUCUAUCCCAGGACUCAUCCAGGCGAAUUCAAUGAUGGCCCUCAAAUGUAAGGUACAUAGCUACAAGCGGGUGGAGUCACGUGCGUGCUCCACUCGACGCAUGGUGUGCUCCAGCAGGACUGGUUCCCAUUGGCAGAGAACUUCAGAACCAACAACAUCGAUGACUAAGGUCGUCCGCAUUAUCAUCCCUCCUCUUACGCAACUUGCUGUAUCAUCAAGAGUAGAAACUGUUGAUGCCGUUCUCCUUCAUUUUGUAGACUAUCCUCGUUUCAGGUGCAAGAGCCCCGUCAAUACCGCGUGGCUAAUAUCACCUCACCAAUCUGCCAGUUGUGGAUUGGGCCUAGCUGUCCUGGGGUGGCAUGAUAAGCCGUUUAACUUGGACAAAUGUUAAAUGUUACCACUGCACAAAAUAACUUCAACUAACGAAAUGUUCUAU